Messenger RNA from Zingiber officinale, 2783 nucleotides. Its product is annotated as CRS2-associated factor 1, chloroplastic-like. Lineage: Eukaryota; Viridiplantae; Streptophyta; Magnoliopsida; Zingiberales; Zingiberaceae. The transcript is spliced from 5 exons. The record is from RefSeq and is a predicted model, not a curated record. Bases 14 to 2278 code for a protein of 754 amino acids. Gene Ontology annotation, biological process: Group II intron splicing. Gene Ontology annotation, molecular function: RNA binding.
UUCCGCUUCAGCAAUGGCUCUAAAGUUCGCUUCCCCCUUCCCACUCUUCUCCCCCACCGCCGCCCCUUCCCCUCGCCGACCGCCGUCGUCCAGUGAGGUCCGCUUUUCCAGAUGGAAUAACGCCAACGCUGAGCCUUUCGUCCGUCGUCGCCGCCAGCAGAAGGAGAUCGAGGACGAGAUACGCCGCAACCGCCGCCACCAGUCUGCCUCCAGGAUCGCCGAGGACGCCGACGAAGAAGAUGGGGGAUUGGACUUCCCUCAUUCAUCUCCUGCAGAUUUCAGGUCCCGCGGCACCCCUUCCUCCCCUUCUGCACGUUCCAUCCCCGGCAGAGCUUCCAAGUACUCCAAGCCCCCGGUUGACUCCAAGGAAGCACGUCACCCUGCCUUCCGCCGGACGUAUAGAGCGAGGAUCCCGCCUCAGGUUGACGGAGAAUCGGGGAUUACGGUGGGAGAGAACGGGAUUGCUUAUCGGAUAGGAGGUGCGCCAUUCGAGUUCCAAUACAGCUACACGGAGACUCCAAAGGUGAAACCCUUGGGUCUGAGGGAAGCUCCGUUCUUGCCAUUUGGUCCAACUACCACACCAAGGCCGUGGACAGGGCGAGCUCCGCUCCCACCGAGUAAGAAGAAGCUGCCGGAGUUUGACUCGUUCCAUCUCCCGCCGCCGGGAAAGAAGGGAGUGAAGUCAAUACAAUCGCCUGGACCAUUUGUGGCUGGGUCGGGUCCAAAGUACCAUGCUACGUCAAGGGAAGAGAUAUUGGGAGAGCCUCUGACAAAGGAAGAGGUCAAGGACCUUAUCAAAGGGUGCAUGAAGACUAGGAGACAGUUGAAUAUGGGAAGAGAUGGCUUAACACACAACAUGUUGGACAAUAUCCAUGCUCAUUGGAAAAGACGGAGGGUAUGCAAAAUAAGAUGCCUAGGAGUGUCUACAGUUGAUAUGGAUAAUGUUCGUCAGCAAUUGGAGGAGAAAACUGGAGGGAAGAUUAUAUAUAGUAAAGGCGGUGUUAUCUUUCUGUUUCGUGGACGAAAUUACAAUUACAGGACACGCCCGAGAUUUCCUCUUAUGCUUUGGAAACCUGUGACACCUGUCUAUCCACGGCUGGUUCAACGUGUACCAGAAGGAUUAACAUUGGAAGAAGCAACACAGAUGCGAAAGCGAGGGCGCCAGCUACUCCCUAUUUGUAAACUUGGUAAAAAUGGUGUGUAUAAUAGACUGGUUUAUCAAGUUCGAGAAGCAUUUGAAGCAUGCGAGCUUGUCCGUAUAAACUGCCAGGGUAUGAACCCAAGUGAUUACAAGAAAAUUGGCGCCAAACUUAAGGACCUAGUUCCAUGUGUGCUUCUUUCGUUUGAACACGAGCAUAUACUCAUGUGGGGAGGAAAAGACUGGAAAUCUACACUUCCAGAAAUAGAAGACAAUGGCAAUGGAGCUACAGAACUCAACAGCAUUGACCUGACAACUACAUCUGAUACAAACAACUCAUCAUUUUCCAAGGAGAUGUUCGAUGUGAGUGCUACUGUGAGUCCCAGUGAGGUGCCUAGCAUCAGUGAAUCUACCAAGGCUGAGGAUUUGGAUGCACAUCUAGAAGUUGUGGAGACUGCGUACGUAUCCAAGUCACAAGACACUGAUGACGACUUAUCAAGAGAAACUGCUAGCAGUUCAGACGAGAUUACUAACAUGACGUCUGGAUUUUCGAAUCACCAAGAUCCUUCGACUACUUACCUUGACACCUCUUCCUCAGGCUCUGGAUGCCAUGCAGAGUUGUGUGAAGAUGAAAAUCAAGAUGAGGACUCUGCAGAUAUUGUGGGUUCUGCCAGGCAUGAUGGUGAUGAUGCAUCCACCAGACUCGAUACCACUGGAGUGAAUGUUGGGAUGGAGAUGGAAGAAAACAAUUGUUUACCAGAACAGAAACCAUGGUUAGACGGAGUUACUUUUCUUCUGAGACAAGCAGUUGAUGAUGGCUCUGCAUUGAUAUUGGAUGAUGAUGCAUCUUCCGAUGCUAAUAUUGUGUACCAAAGUGCAGUCGAAUUUGCCAAGACUGCUCCGCCUGGGCCUAUUUUUAGGCACAGAACCAAGAAAGCUACUGAGCAAGCGGCUGAGCAAGAAAAGCACCAAGGAAUUGGGCAAAUUGAGGAGGUUGAAAUGGUUGCAAAUUCCAAUAGGAAACGCGAAGGCAGGAGUUCCUCGCAGAGCCAGAGAAGGGACAAACUCCCGGAAAUCCUCUUGGAUGUGGUUCCACAUGGAAGUUUGGGAGUCGAUGAACUGGCAAAGCUUCUAUCCUGAUUCUGAGGUAAUCGAUUUGAUAAUAUCCAUUCUUUUGCUCUAAGUAAAUCAAACUGAGGAACAAUGGAACAGCUCAAGUAAAUCAAAGUGAGGAACAGAUGGAAUAACUAGUGAUUGUGAUUCGGUCAUGAAUCUUCCGAGGCAAGAGUAGAUGAUUUAGAAACUCCACCUAAUGCCAAGAGGUGAUCUUCAGUUUACGAGAUAUCUCAAGAAGAAUCGAAGAGGCUUGAGAAAACAGUUCUCAAGGUAUGAAUCUAAGAAUUAUCAUUCAAGUAUGAAUGUGUUUAUCUUUGAAGACAAAUUUUUUAUAAAGGGGAUUCUUGCGAGGUUCUCCAAAUCAUUUUCAAGUUGAAUUAAUUUAUCUUCUAACAUGAAGGAGAUCCUCACACGGAACUAUAUUAUGGUCCUUCAAUUUAGCUUUGAUUUACGUUUUAAUUUUGGCCAUUUGUAAAUGACUAGUUGAGAUUGAAUUUGUCGAGCAUUUCUACUUGAAAGUGCCUUUUAA